Daucus carota subsp. sativus is the source of this 1620-nucleotide messenger RNA. RefSeq lists its product as uncharacterized. The record is from RefSeq and is a predicted model, not a curated record. The coding region runs from base 1 to 1620 and encodes 539 amino acids. Lineage: Eukaryota; Viridiplantae; Streptophyta; Magnoliopsida; Apiales; Apiaceae. The transcript is spliced from 8 exons.
AUGGAAGAAACAGAGAGAUGUAUGAAUGACAAGAAGAAGCAUCUACAGAGCUUUGAUUCUCCUCACAAUCCUAAGCAUGCACAAGAACUGGUGAAGGAAAUUGCUUUUCUGGACAUGCAAGUUCUGAAAAUAGAGAAAAAUCUUCUUUCAAUGUACCAGCAAACCUAUGACAACAAGGCAUUGUCCUUUGUUCCACUGGAUGAUGACUUGUCUGUUGCUUCACGACGUCGUCGAGUUGGAACAGAUGAGGAUGCUGCCAACAGAGGUAGUAGGAGUAGUAGUAGUGCCUGUGGAUCACAGGCACAGUUGUGUUCGAGUAUUCGGUAUCGUAGCCACUUGUCAUUGUCUCAGAAUGCAUCUUAUACAACUUGUGAUCAUAGAGAAACUAUUGAACCUAUGCACUCUUUCCACUCCUUGCCUUUGUCAGCACAAGAGGUUGAUGAGAAGGCGUCUGGUGUUGGCCUUGACCAUGUUAGGCAAACACCCAACAGGCUUUCUGAGGAAAUGGUCAAGUGCAUUACAACUAUAUAUUGCAGACUUGCUGAGCCCCCUUUGCUUUAUUAUGAAUCACCCGCUUCUCCUGUUUCAUUCUCCUCAUCACUGAGUGAGUCUCCUCCACAAGACAGGAGAAACUCUUCGUACAACACAUGGUAUGGCAACUCCUCCCAUCUUGAAGAUUCAGAAGAAUUAAGUGGUCCAUACUCAGCAAUGGUUGAAAUUCAAGGGAUUGAUGCUUCAAGAUUGACAGGUGUUGAACAAAUGCUGAAAAGAUUUAGGUUUGUGAUUCAGUCCUUGUUCUUACGCAAAAUACAUAUAAAUCACAUCGGUUGCAUGAUAUCAGGUCCUAUCCUCUGCACACUAUACGACAAUGAGGCCAUCCGUUGUUUACUUGAAAAGAUCUGUAUUUCUGUUAAUUCGCUUGUCUACAGGUCCCUAGUCUCUAAGUUGGAGAACGUUGAUCCAAGAAAGCUGAAACACGAGGAGAAGCUAGCUUUCUGGAUUAAUGUACACAAUGUACUAGUAAUGCAUGUCUUUUUGGUGCACGGGAUUCCACAAAAUAAUCUCAAGAGAAACUCCUUAGUUGUCGAGGCUGCUUAUAACGUUGGAGGCCACACUAUAACGGUUGACAUGAUACAAAGUUCAAUACUAGGAUGCCAAAUGCCCCGCCCUCGUCAAUGGUUCCAGUCAUUGUUGUUUCGCAAGUCAAAAUUCAAGCACGGAGAACUUGGAAAACUGUAUGCAGUAGGGUGCCCUCAACCUCUGGUAAAGUUUGCUUUAACUUCAGGAAGCUACUCUGAUCCAGUGGUUCGGGUAUACACACCGAAGAGGCUGAUGCAAGAACUUGAGAUGGCGAAACAGGAGUAUCUGCGGACUAGUUGCAAGAUAGAAAAUGGGAGAAAGAUUUUUAUACCAAAGAUUGUGGAAUCUUAUGCAAAAGAGUUGGGAUUAAGUUCAGCAGCCUUAUUUCAGAUGAUUGAGCAUUCAACAUCCUACUGUGUUCUGCAGAAUUGCAUUCAUCAGCCUCAACAAGAAAAUAAGCUGUCCCAGAAUAUUGAAUGGAUCCCACAUAACUUCAAUUUCCGGUAUUUAUUUGCACCACAAUUAGCCAAGAUGAUAUAA